Messenger RNA from Cannabis sativa, 982 nucleotides. RefSeq names its product norbelladine synthase. Bases 269 to 733 code for a protein of 154 amino acids. Gene Ontology annotation, biological process: defense response; abscisic acid-activated signaling pathway. Gene Ontology annotation, molecular function: abscisic acid binding; signaling receptor activity; protein phosphatase inhibitor activity. NCBI's taxonomy places the organism in Eukaryota, Viridiplantae, Streptophyta, Magnoliopsida, Rosales, Cannabaceae. The record is from RefSeq and is a predicted model, not a curated record. Gene Ontology annotation, cellular component: cytoplasm; nucleus. The transcript is spliced from 2 exons.
UGAAAACAUAAUUUUUCAAUCACAAACCAAUCAAAGUUUCCUAAUAUAGUAUAUUAGAGCAAAAAGUCUAAAAACAAUAAAUUAAAAUUGUAUUGACAACAAAAUUAAAGGCACGAAAGUUUCUAGGAAGCUAUUCCAAAAAACCUAGUUUGUCUUCUUAUAUGAAUAUUCUACUUAUAAUACUAAAUCUCACCAUAUAUAUCCAAACAAUCUAUUCUAUCCAACAAAAACCCCAUUUACAAUAUAAUCAAACUAAAAGAACACAAACAUGGUGAGUGGUCAACUUUCCCAUGAGCUAGAAAUCAAGGCACCAGCCAGCCAAGUUUGGGAGCUCUAUGGUACUCUUCGUCUAGUAAAGCUCAUCGAGGAACAACUCAAAUCUGUUAUUGAAAAAAUUCAAGUAGUUGAAGGCGACGGCGGUGUUGGAACAAUUCUCCACCUAGAUUUUGUCCCUGGUGCGGCGAAGUUCAAGAGUUUCAAGGAGAAGUUCACGAAGAUAGACAACGAGCAGCGAGUGAAGGAAGUGGAAGUGGUGGAAGGAGGAUUCCUUGAGUUGGGCUUCACACUUUAUCGAGUUCGACUCGAGAUCAUCGAGAAAGAUGAAGGUUGUUCCUUAAUUAAGUCCACCAUUGAAUAUGAAGUGAAGGAUGAUUAUGCUGAAAAUGUUUGCCUUGUGUCUCUUGACAUCCUCUCAGCCGUUGGCCUUAUGGCACAAAAUCAUCUUAACACCUAAAACAAGGUAUUACACAUUCUAUAUAUCACCUCAAAGUCUGAAACCACCUUUUCUUUUUGUUAUGUUACAAUAUUUUUAUAUAAGUUUUAUCAUGUAUGGAUUUGCAAACAUUAGAAUCGAAUCAUGUUCAUUCAGUUUCAGUUUUUUUUUUGAAUAUAUCUCUUUAUAGAUAUAAUAAAGAAUUAAUGUUUGUUAGUGACUCUUCCUUUCCACCUCCUUACAUAUAAAAUUAUGAUAAAUUAUGAUUGA